UUUUGUUUCACGAGAAGCCUGCCCCGAUUUUUGCUGUUGUCUGCGCUUAGUCUCUUCAAGUUCCUGGGUCUUGUACGUCUACGCGUGGGCCGUUGUUGCAUGAAUGGUAUAGCAUAGAAUCUCGGGCGUCUCUCCUUCACGUGUUUGCAGCCCGUCGAGUUUCCGCACGUUCGUCCGCCGUUAAGGUUUUCGACUCGCAUCGUCCGCGCAGACAUGGCUUCCUCAUCGUCCAAUGUAGUGGGUGUCCACUACAGAGUAGGAAAGAAAAUUGGUGAAGGGUCUUUUGGUGUGAUCUUUGAGGGCACGAAUCUCCUGAACAAUCAGCAGGUUGCGAUUAAAUUCGAACCUCGGAAGAGUGACGCUCCCCAGUUGCGAGAUGAAUAUCGAACGUACAAAAUUUUGGUCGGAUGCCCCGGCAUUCCUAAUGUCUACUACUUUGGCCAGGAAGGUUUACACAAUAUCCUCGUGAUUGACCUGCUUGGUCCCAGUUUGGAGGAUCUGUUUGAUCACUGCAACCGACGCUUCUCUGUGAAGACCGUCGUCAUGGUCGCCAAACAAAUGCUCUCUCGAGUUCAAACAAUCCACGAGAAGAAUCUGAUCUACCGUGACAUAAAGCCCGAUAACUUCCUCAUCGGUCGCCCGAACUCCAAGGCCGCCAAUGUUAUCCACGUCGUCGACUUCGGAAUGGCCAAGCAAUACCGGGAUCCCAAAACCAAGCAACAUAUCCCAUACCGUGAGCGAAAGUCGCUGUCCGGUACAGCGCGCUACAUGAGUAUCAACACCCACUUGGGACGCGAGCAGUCACGACGAGACGAUCUUGAGGCCUUGGGCCACGUUUUUAUGUAUUUCCUUCGAGGUGGCUUGCCCUGGCAGGGCCUGAAGGCUGCCACCAACAAACAGAAGUACGAAAAGAUUGGAGAGAAGAAGCAGACCACCGCCAUCAAGGAACUCUGCGAGGGAUUUCCAGAAGAAUUCACAAAGUACCUUAGCUAUGUGCGCAAUCUUGGUUUCGAAGACACCCCUGACUACGAUUACCUGCGGGAUCUUCUUACUCAGGCCCUCAAGAACGCUGGGGAAGUUGAGGAUGGAGAGUACGAUUGGAUGAAACUGAACAACGGUCGAGGGUGGGAAUACAAGUCCUAUUCGUCCCAGCAGGCUCUCCAGAACUCCGCCAUGCAUACUUCUGCCAGGGACCUCCACGGCCAGCAGAUCCGCAACAGCCAAAGACCCGGCGUGACCGCAGACCGUUUAAACGCCGCGCAGCCCCCGCCCCCGUCUCCUGCGAAGCCCGGAGCCGGGAAGACGCGCGAGCCGCAAAACGUCAGAGGCGGCAUCCCGCCAAAACGUCAGAGCGGGGGAUUCGACACGACACCAGCUGCCUCGACAGUGGCACAGUUUCAGAACUCGAACGCGAACAUCUCGGGUCAUCGGAUAGGCAGCCCGGCGACCCCGGCCAAGAACCAGCCAGCCCCUGGCGGCCAGCAGGCGAGCAAUGAGCCGCAGCCCACCUUGAUGCAAAAGGUGAUGAAAGCACUUUGCUGCGGUUGA
This is a messenger RNA of Aspergillus nidulans FGSC A4, 1548 nucleotides long. Its product is annotated as protein ckiB. The record is from RefSeq and is a predicted model, not a curated record. Gene Ontology annotation, cellular component: vacuole. NCBI's taxonomy places the organism in Eukaryota, Fungi, Ascomycota, Eurotiomycetes, Eurotiales, Aspergillaceae. Gene Ontology annotation, molecular function: transferase activity; protein kinase activity; protein serine/threonine kinase activity. The transcript has 7 exons. Bases 214 to 1548 code for a protein of 444 amino acids.